Lodderomyces elongisporus is the source of this 3369-nucleotide messenger RNA. Its product is annotated as aromatic acid exporter family protein. The record is from RefSeq and is a predicted model, not a curated record. Bases 1 to 3369 code for a protein of 1122 amino acids. Lineage: Eukaryota; Fungi; Ascomycota; Pichiomycetes; Serinales; Debaryomycetaceae. The transcript has a single exon.
AUGCCGGAUCGCAGUGAUGGGGACAAUAUAUCCUUAACAUCAAUAUCCUCUUCUGCAGCAUCAAAUAUAUCACCCGGCAAUACAACAGACCCACUGCCAUUAUCAGCGCCACCUCUAGCUCCAUUACCCUUUGCAGAAAAUGUUCAAUUGGACCCCGUGGAGAAUGACACUUUGGCCAAUGAAUAUUAUCCACUGGGUGAUAAAAGAAAUUUUGCUACAACAGUUAUUGAAGAGGAACCACUGAGAAACAAGUCAGUAUGGAGGAAAGCUCUUGAUAUAGUGUACCCUAACUACAUCUUGAACCAUUUAGAUUAUAAUUCAUUCAAAACUAUUUUCCGAAGCUGGUGUUAUUUAUGGUCAGCUGCGAUAUUGACCAUCGUGCCCAUGACCAGCCACUGGCUUGGAAGUGCCGCAUACUUGAUGCUCAUUGUAGCAAUGAUUACAAUCUCGGGUGGUACUUCCAUUAUCAUGAAUGUUUUAACUGCGUUGGCAUGGUUAAUUGGAAUGAUGAUUGCCUUUGUUCACCACGUGGUUCGAUCCAAGAUUAUCAACGAUAUGCAUGGUGGUAUAACCGAGCAGCAACUAGUACAACAACUUGUUGAAGAAGGUUCAUGUCAAUUGGGCGAUCAACUCCAAGACUGUGUCACUGAACAAAUUUUUUCAGGACGUUAUAUCACAACGAAAACAGUUGCAAUAACAAUCCUUUCUAUUAUAACAUGUACGAUGAUUGUGGGAAAUAUGCGACAGAGACUACACCCAUUAUGGUCUUUAGUCUAUAUUGGCGGUCAAAUCGCCAAUGUCAUUUUCUCAUGUUAUGGCCAUUUCUCUCCCUUAUACCAGCCCUUGAGUGUAGGCUUCCAAGUCAUGAGACCUACAGGAAUCUCAUUGGUAUUGAAAGUGCUAUCAGCUUUUGUCGUUUUUCCAACAACUUCUAAUCGAAAUUAUCUACAAGGUUCAUUAGGAAUAUUGUCUGCAGUAAAAGAAAUUAAUGUGAAAAAUACAAGAUUGUUCAAUACAAUGCGGCCCUCUGCACCUAAUUUCGCCAAUUACAAGCAAAUCAAAAAGGAUAUCACUGGAGUAAGAUCCAAGAUGGCGCCUUUGGAGAUUGUGGCUUCUACAAUCUGGCUAGAAUACUCGUACGGUAGAUUUGACGUUGGUGAUAUUGGUCAAUUUCGAUCCACGUGUAAGAAUUUAAUCACUGCUACUGCAAGUUAUGCACACUUCUAUCAAUUAUUACAAGAAAGAACAUAUUUUGCCAAAGACGAUUUUGGUAUAACAAGACGUAAAUCCAACGCAUCCUCUUUGGCACAUGGACAUGCUAAAUUGUUUAGCGCAAUCCAGGAUUCUUAUAGAAAAGUCGGUGAAUACGAGACUAGAAAGAGGGUUCGUGUGUUGAGAAAUAGGAUCAUGUACCACGGAAGGGGUCAUAGAAUAUCGGUGCUGGAUAUUGAUCUUAUUGCAAAAUUUCUCAAUCAGCAUUUUGGCGUACUUUUGGAUGUUGCCAAUACCGGAAUUCAAGACAUUAUUGAAUGGUUAAGGGCAGCUAACGAGUUUCGUAUUUACUCCUGGAUUCCCGGAAGAUGGCAGAAACAUUGUGAAAAGCAAAAAGAAAUGGCAGCAAGGGUGAAGAACUCCAAAAAAGAAAUCGAACAGGCAUUGUUGAAGUUUGAUGAUCCGGAAGUCUUGAAAAACAUGAUGUUUGAUAAUGCGAAAUCGGAGGAGACUGUUUUAUUUUUGGUGAGUCAGGGUGUUUUGUUUCUUCAAAUUGCUAGGUACCAAUUGGACAAGAUUGUUGCAAUGUUGGAUAUGUUUAUUGAUAUAGAUGAGAGAAGACCAACACCAAAGUUUAUCACUUUUUUCACCAAAUCGAGGUAUUCCAAGCCAAGACACUUGUCGAGCGAUUUGAAGGAAACAAUGCCGGAGUAUCUUCAAAGCAAUAUUCGUGCUCGGAAUGCUGAUAAUCUUCCACCAUCUAAUUUUGCUCAAGCAAUUGGUUAUUAUUUAGUAAAGAUAUUUUAUUUCCUCCUAUCUGAAGAACUAUGGUUUUGGAUCCGAGCUGGUGGGUUGAUUUGCAUUGGUGCUAUUCCAUAUUUUGUGAGGACAACAGCUUAUUGGUAUUACAGCAACAGAUUUGUCUGGCUAGUGGUGAUGAUUGCCGUGUCUAUUAGUGAGAGUACGGGACAAACGGUUUAUGUAUUUGUUGCAAAGCUAUUCUAUACAUUCUGUGGGUGUUUGUUGGGAAUGGUUGGAUGGUAUAUAUCGUGCGGCAAUGGAUCUGGAAACUAUUAUGGGUAUGGAGCAGUCACGGCGGUUCUAUUUGUCUACCUUGCAUUUUAUCGACACUUUUCCGUCCAUCAAACAAUAUUGCCGCAAAUAUUGUUUGGGGUUACUGCAGUAUUGGUAUUGGGUACAUCGUGGGUGGAUGCAAAUUACAACCAUUCUGCCAAUGUAGGCUGGGGAUUCCGUCCUGCGUGGUUGCGUUUUGUGUCUGUUAUUAUUGGUUUGUGCAUUGGAUCGCUUACGGCAGUCGUUCCUCGUCCCAAAUCAUCAAAACUCAUUGUUCGUAAAAUUUUGGCGAGCUCGUUGUUUGAAAUUGGUAAUAUCCAUUGCGACAUCUCCAAGUUUGCCCUCCAGAGAUUGGACAACCCUGAUUUCCGGAUUCAGGAGCGUCACGAUGUUCUAGUUGCACGCUUUAGGUACUUGUUGAUGCACGUUGCAGGAUUGGCGAAACUUCUUAUGCCAUUGAAGUUUGAAAUACCAAUUGCGGGAUACUGGCCGGAGAGUAAAUACAUGCGUUUACAAAUGCUUAUUAUGGAUACCGUCCAGCUUUAUUUCAUGCUUUUAGUUGCACUUAAUAGCUUGCAGGACCCCAAAAUGUGGAUUCCCAUUAUUAUUAAGCGUGUUGGUAUGUGUUAUUCUGAACUCGAUGCAGAAAUAUUUGCUACUAUUCAUAUGGCAUCCGAUGCAUUAAAGACCAAAGACCCACUUCCCAAAAUCACCGAAGCAACGAUUGCUAUUCGACAUAUGGAAUUAUUACGUCAACAAUGGGGAAUCAACAAAAUUUCACUAAGUGAACGAUUUUAUAGUGAAAAGAGCGAAAAUGAUCAAGCCUCACUAUUGGAUAACUUGGACUAUAAGAAAUUCUUUAGUCGAGACGGACAACUCAACAUUUUGUCACUAUUAAUUGCUCAUAUGAUUUAUAACCGAUUAGAUGAAAUUAUGAUGGUAGUAAAAGGUUUAGUAGGUGAAGUGUACGACUUGGAUGAGAAUAUACUAAUAGACUCGGAUUCGGAGGAUAUAAGUGAGAUGAGCGAAUUAGAUCCAGGAGAAGACGAGGCGUUUUUCAAGAGACAUGUUACAGUAGCAUAG